AUGCGCAGUCUCCGCCCAGAGGAAGCAGGACACAAACCCACUUCUCUCUGCUGCUUUUUAACCUUCAUCUUUCUCUGCGUGGGACAUUUGGGACAUUUGCUGUCGGUGGGGGCCGAUCACUGUGUCUGGUAUGGGGAGUGUGGCCCAUUGAAGGUGGCUGGCAAAAAAUAUAACUGCAACUACACAGGACCUCCUAAACCACUGGAGCCUGCAGGAUAUGAUCUCCUCACGGAGCUUUGUCCGGCUUUCGACGCGGGGGACCGGGCAAUCUGCUGUAAUGUUGACCAGUUACAAACGCUGAAGGGAAGUCUGCAGCUGCCCCUUCAGUUCCUGUCUCGAUGCCCAGCUUGUUAUUUUAACUUGAUGACCUUGUUCUGCGAGCUGACAUGCAGCCCAAACCAGAGCCAGUUCAUGAACGCCACAAACGUCAACGUCACGACAAACGAUAUCCUCGAAGUCCAGUACUACAUCGGACAGAGAUUUACAGAUGCUAUGUACAACGCCUGUAAAGAUGUCCAAGCUCCCUCGAGUAACGUCAAGGCCCUGUCCCUUCUCUGUGGGAAAGACGCCAGUCAAUGUAAUGCCACAAACUGGAUCCAGUACAUGUUCGACAUCAGCAACGGGCAGACUCCGUUCUCCAUAGUGCCCAAGUUCUCUGACACGCCUCUCUCGGGCUUCGACCCCAUGAACCUGGCCACGUUUAACUGCACCGAGGGCCUGGAGGACGGCUCGGGGCCCUGCUCGUGCCAGGACUGCUCUCAGGCCUGUGGUCCCUCCCCAGUGCCCCCCCCUCAGCUGCCUCCCUGGACCAUUCUGGGGAUGGAUGCCAUGGUGGUGAUCAUGUGGGUCUCCUACAUGGGCUUCCUGCUGGUCUUUGUGGGAGCUGUGGUUGGAGCGUGGUGCUACAGGAAAAGGACAAUAUUGUCUGAAUAUGGCCCUAUUCUGGACAGCAACAACCCACUAUCUCUCAACAGCGAUAGACCUGAUCAAGUAAACGCGUCGUACAGUGAGAGACUGGGCGAGCGUUUUGAGAGCGCCAUGCGUGCGACCUUCAGCUCCUGGGGCUCCUUCUGCGUGCGCUGCCCCCUGCUGGUGAUCCUGGGCAGCAUCAUCCUGGUGAUGGCGUCCUCUGGCGGUCUGGUCUACAUGCGCAUCACCACCGACCCCGUGGAGCUGUGGUCGUCUCCCAGCAGCCAGGCGCGCGUGGAGAAAGACUACUUUGACAGCCAUUUCGGGCCCUUUUUCAGAACGGCUCAGCUGAUCAUCACAACUCCUCUGAACAAGCCGGAUGUUUACUCGCCGUACAUCCCUGGACCUGAUGUGCCGUUCAACACUAUUCUCACUAAAGAUAUUCUGCAUCAGGUUUUGGAUCUGCAGCUUCAAAUUGAAAACAUUGUGGCGACAUUUGAAGGGGAAAACGUGACACUGGAGGAUAUUUGUUUGGCUCCUUUGGCUCCGCUCAACAACAACUGUACCGUCCUCAGCGUCUUGAACUACUUUCAGAACAGCCACGAGGCCCUGGACCGGGUCAAAGGGGACGACUUUUUUGUCUAUGCCGAUUACCACAGCCACUUUCUCUACUGCGUCAGUGCACCUGCCUCUCUCAACGACACCACUGAGCUGCAUGACCCCUGCAUGGGGACGUUUGGAGGUCCUGUGUUCCCCUGGAUCGCUCUGGGAGGCUAUGACGCGACCAACUUCAACAACGCCACUGCGCUCGUGAUCACAUUUCCAAUCAACAACUUCAAAAACAACACUGCACAGAAGGGCAAAGCUAUGGCCUGGGAGAAAGAGUUUAUCAGCUUUAUGAAAAACUUCAACCAUCCAAACCUGACCGUCUCCUUCAGUUCUGAGCGAAGCAUCGAAGACGAGAUCAACAGAGAGAGCAACAGUGACAUCAGCACGAUCAUUCUCAGCUACGCCAUCAUGUUCAUCUACAUCUCGCUGGCUCUGGGACACAUCGAGAGCUGUAGGCGUGUCUUGGUGGAUUCAAAGAUUUCCCUGGGCAUAGCAGGAAUCCUGAUUGUGCUCAGCUCUGUGGCGGCCUCUCUGGGCAUUUUUAGUUACUUUGACGUGCCCCUCACCCUCAUUGUGAUUGAGGUGAUCCCCUUCCUGGUUCUGGCGGUUGGCGUGGACAACAUCUUUAUUAUAGUCCAAACCUACCAGAGGGACGAGCGACUUCCAGACGAGACGCUUGACCAGCAGAUUGGCCGUAUCCUUGGAGAUGUGGCUCCCAGCAUGCUCCUCUCUUCCUUCUCUGAAACUGUGGCUUUUUUCCUUGGAGCUCUGUCCAACAUGCCGGCAGUGAGGACCUUCUCUCUGUUUGCUGGUUUGGCGGUUUUUAUUGAUUUCCUGUUGCAGAUCAGCUGCUUCGUCAGCUUACUCGGGCUGGACGCCAAGAGACAGGAGGGGAAUCGCCUGGACAUCCUGUGCUGUGUGAAACUUCCAGAGGGUCAGGAAUCCAAAUCAGACGGAUUCCUCUUCAGAUUUUUCAAGAAAUUCUACGCUCCUUUCGUGCUGCAGGAGUGGGUCCGCCCUGUGGUUGUGGCAGUGUUUGUGGGUAUGCUCUCCUUCAGCAUCGCCGUGGUGAACAAAGUGGACGUGGGACUGGACCAGAAGCUCUCGAUGCCAGAUGAUUCCUUUGUGUUGGAUUACUUCAGAAACCUGUCCACGUACCUCCACACUGGGGCCCCGGUUUACUUUGUGGUUGAAGAUGGACUGGACUACAGGAGCCUGGAGGGACAAAACUCUGUGUGUGGAGGAGUGGGCUGCAAUAACAACUCGCUGGUGGAACAGGUCUACACCGCUUCUCUGAUCAGCAACUACACAACGAUUGCGUACACGCCGUCCUCUUGGCUCGAUGAUUAUUUCGACUGGGUGAAGCCGCAGUCGUCCUGCUGCCGGUUCUAUAACAGCACUGGAGACUUCUGCAACGCUUCAGUGGUGGAUCCGUCGUGUGUCCACUGUCGACCCCUGACUCCUGAAGGAAAAAAGCGACCGACCGCAGAGGACUUUAUGCGCUUUCUACCAAUGUUUUUAUCAGACAACCCUAACAUCAAAUGUGGAAAAGGAGGCCACGCAGCCUAUUCUUCAGCCGUCGACCUGCUUAACAACAAUACAGACGUGGGAGCAACAUACUUCAUGACAUAUCACACCAUCAUGAAGGAUUCUCCCGACUUCAUCACUGGUUUGAAAAUGGCCCGUGAGCUCGCCAAGAACAUCAGCAGUGCCAUGAACCACAAUGUGUUUGCAUACAGUGUCUUCUACGUGUUCUACGAGCAGUACUUGACGAUCAUCUACGACACUGCUCUAAACCUGUGUGUGUCUCUGGCGGCCAUCUUUGUCGUUACCACGGUGCUGCUGGGGUUCGAGCUGUGGGCGGCCGUGCUGGUCAGCUGCACCAUCGCCAUGAUUCUGGUCAACAUGAUUGGAGUCAUGUGGCUCUGGAGCAUCAGCCUCAACGCCGUCUCUUUGGUCAACUUAGUCAUGAGCUGUGGGAUCUCGGUGGAGUUCUGUAGUCACAUCGUGAGAGCGUUCAGCGUCAGUGUGAAGAGCAGCAGAGUGGAGCGAGCCGAAGAGGCGCUGGCGCACAUGGGCAGCUCCGUGUUCAGUGGAAUCCGUUGCCGAAGUUUGGAGACCACAGUGAUUGAAUACGUGAAGCCCUCAGACCUGAAGAAGGACAUGAACGAGACUUUCAAGGAGAAAUUCCCUCACAUCAGACUGACGCUCAGCAAAAUCAGGAGUUUGAAGCGGGAGAUCAAAAAGCUGGCCCAGGACGAGUGCGGCUACGAGGAGAUGACUGUUGCCAUGGCCUUCGUGUACUUUGAGAAACUGGUUCUUCAGGGCAAACUGCACAAGCAGAACCGUAAACUGUGCGCCGGCGCGUGUGUGCUGCUGGCCGCCAAGAUCGGAGGAGAUCUGAAAAAAUAUGAGGUCAAGAACCUGAUCGACAAACUCGAAGAGCGUUUCCGGGUAAACCGCAGGGAGUUGAUCGCCUUCGAGUUCCCCGUCCUGGUGGCUUUGGAGUUCAACUUGCACCUGCCCGAACACGAGAUCAUGCCCCACUACAGACGCCUGCUGCAGACGUCCUAA
Molecule: messenger RNA, 4092 nt
Organism: Knipowitschia caucasica
Lineage: Eukaryota; Metazoa; Chordata; Actinopteri; Gobiiformes; Gobiidae
Source: the annotation of a GenBank genome assembly